AUAGAGUAAGUAAAAUAAUUUUACUUUCUCUAUGAUCACAACCAAUCACAACCUAUGUGAUGUGUGCAUGGGGCAAGGAACCUUGGCUAUGGUCUAUGCUCUAUGGCUUUAACCUAAUAACCAGUUUUGAUUAGAUAUUAUUUAAAUUCAGUCAUUAUCUAUGAUUUAAACAAUCAUACUAAGCAUGUCAAUAUGUGGGGUCCACUUGAUCUAGCUGACAGGAAACUUAGCGCUGAUGGAUAUAAAUUUAUUGGAGAAGAAAAGCUUCAUCAGUUUGGAAGCCUGAUAGAAGCUUACACGCAUCUUACCAGCAGAAGUAGCGGGACAUUUCCUAAAAGCCCAACGUCGUUGGAGCCGAUUGCCAUUGACGAUCAAGUUUCUGAAAGUGUUUCUAUUCUAUAUCUAGCUCAUUCUGAUAAUGGCACUUUAUCGAGAAUCGUGAGUACGUUAGGAGCGAUUUGCCAAGAGCUUCAAUUGUUAAAGCAAGAAGCUCAAGGUCUUUAUUCAUCAUUUUUAUUUUAUGCAGAAGAGAACGGGAAUGUUUAUAAUAUAUUCGAAUCCAUAUGCCAAUUAAUUGAUCCUUUACAAAGAACACACAGCUUAAUUAAAAGGGCAAGAUAUGUGAUAGGGUUAACAUUGAGGCAGCUCAGUUCCAUUUUGCUUAAGGGGUACUAUGUAUCAAAUAGCAUACCUAGCUUUUCUGAAAUCAUUUGUUGGAUUGGUGAUGUAUUGAUAAUUUUCAUUAAAUUUGAUAAUAUAUUUAGUGAACUAACACUGAAAAACCAUUGGUUAUCAUACAAAACUGCUGUACGAAAUAUUGUGCAUAAAAAUUCGUCGUCAGGCUUUGAUGGGUGUAAUUUACGGGUCUUUAGUAAUACAUUGACCGUACUAGAAAACUCAUUAUUUUCGGGAGCAAUUUUUACGGACUUUCUACAAGAAUGUCUGGAAAGCUCACUCAUAAUUGAAUUCAAGAAAAGUAGUUUAAACGAAGAGUUUUAUAACUUUUUAUGUUGCCGUAUAAGUGAGUUGGAAAAAGAUGAAGACAUUCUUUUAUAUUCAGAUGCAGGUUUACAAGUAAAUGUUCUCGUUGCGUUCUACUUUAAUGCCUUUGGAAUUACAGACAAAAAAUUUUUAAAAAGACUGUUGGAUCUGAAUAGAAAGGUGUCAGCUUAUAUGCUCAUGGGUAAUAUAAUGUGGUACCCAGAACUGUUUUUGUUAAGAUACGUACCGCCAAUAGUUAAAUUAAUUGACCAAAGAGUUGUCGAGAGUUGUAGACUGAGCUUAGUAACGUUGAGGGUGCAAAAUCUGACAAAGGAGACCAAUAAGCUGUGUUUUCAGGCUAAUCACUUUCUUAUAGAAUUAGAAUCGAAAAUAAAAUUAAAUGCCACAGCUUUGAAUACGCGGCAUUUGAAAGAAAUCAGUAGUUUACUGUUUAAUGGAUUAAAGUUAACACAAAAAAUGCAAUGGAUUAUUAAAUGGAUUAUGAAUAUUCAUCUCAACGAAAAUAUGCCUGUUACUAAAACAUUACUAAACUGCAUAUCUCGUCUAGUAGAGAUGUUAAAAUACAUUUACUCUUCCUUUAAGAGAAAUAUGCUUUCUAUUAACUAUUAUGUUCUGUUAAUAUCUCAACAUUUACAGCAUGUAGCGUUGGCUACUUUAAAUGUUGUAAAAAAAAAUCAAACUCAAUCCAAAUCAUACAAAGAUCAACAGUUAGACAUUCUUUCAUCCUUGAAAGUAUGCGAACAUGCUUUAAAAGGUCCAAAUACAAAGUGGCGUAUGGUAGUAGCAAGUUUGGCGCUUUCUGCGAGUGGUUUGGGUUCUGUGCAGGAGAUACGAUUUCUAAUAAAGCAAUUGGAGGCAGUUUCACAAUAUUCCUAUCUUCUGAAGAAGUACUGUGAUUGUUCAGUGCUGUUUUGGCAUUUCAACUAUGUUAUGCCGGUUUAUUUUAGCAAAUUGGUGGCUUCGAAAUCAAGUCUUUCAAAAUGUUAUCCUUUAUUGAGCGCAAUUGUGGACUUUGAAAUGUUUGGUAGUCGUGAUAAUUCAGGAGAGGCAUUUUAUAUAUUCCGAGAGAAGCUUUGUAGGCCCGUAAAUCAAAUAAUUGAGUCGAACUUGAGGCUCCAGACUCAUUUGCACUUAGAUUUACCACCCUCUGAACCUUUUCGCAAUUAUUUUUCUUUAAAUUUUAACAAACUAUUCCCGAUGCACCUAAAUGGUACUUAUAAGAGUAUAAAGCACGACACCGAACAUUAUUUGAGUACCAUUUUUUACAACCUCACUACUGUUGUGUUGCAUGAUUGGAGAACGUACGGGGACAUGAGAAGAUUGGCCGUUUUGCAAUAUGGUUUACAAACUGUGGACGAUGAUUUACCAAUGCAAACUUUGGAUCAGGGUUUAGAUGUUCUAGAAAUUAUGAGAAAUAUUAAUGUUUUUGUUCAAAAGUAUCUCUAUAAUUUGAAUACUCAAAUAUUCAUCGAAGAGUGUAGCAAUAAUAAAUAUCUCAACUCCAUCAAUAUUUCACACGUCGCCAAUUCUAUAAGGUCGCACGGCAUUGGCAUUAUGAAUACUACAGUCAACUACACGUACCAGUUCUUACAGGACAAAUUACGAAAAUGUUCUCAGUUUCUCUUCGAUGAACAAAUUAAAUCACGACUGAUUAAGGACCUGCGACAUUUUGCUGAUCACAAGAAGGAACUUCAGCAGAUGUACCCCUACGAAAGAGCCGAAAAAUUUAAUAAGGGAAUUCGCAAAUUGGGCUUACCCGACGGAGUACAAACUUAUUUGGAUUUAUUUAGAAAACUGAUCACACAUAUUGGGAAUGCAAUGGGUUAUGUUCGAUUAAUUAGGUCGGGGGGAAACCGGUGUUUGUCUCAAGGCACUUGUUUCAUUCCCGACCUAACCGAGGUGGAGUUACUUAAUGAUCUCACCGAAAAUAAAGUGUUUCCCAACGCCUCUUCUAGUUCAGUCCAAUUUGUUUUAAAGGACUUGAAUGGCUUUACAAAGCAUUUUGAAAAUACAACCGAAUACUUCAAGCUUUUAGUAUCAACUUUUUUGUCCCACUUUAGGAAUCCAAGUAAUAACCACUUAAAAACCUUUUAUAUAAUAGUACCUCCGCUGACAAUAAAUUUUGUGGAACACUCAUUGACCUGUAAAGAGAAACUGUUUAAGAAAGACAAAACCGAUAGUGCCUUUACAGAUGAUGGUUUUGCUCUUGGUUUAGCCUACAUAAUCGAGUUAUUAAAUCAAGAAAGUCAAUUCAACUCUUUGCAUUGGUUCGAGUCUGUUCAGCGUAAAUUUCACACCGAUAAGCAGAAGAUAAGAGAACAAACACGAUUCUCUAACUCCGAAGAUACAAAGUUUAAACAGACUUUAACAUUAACUGAAAAAAAAAUUGAGACCUUCUACAGGGAAUUCAAAUUGUUAGAGUUCAGUUACAGCAGUGCAAGAUUAUUUUUCCAGUCCUAAAGCUGAAUACAUUAGCGACCCAAGUAAUAGUUCUACUAAACCUACAUGAUGGAUAGUCAUGUAGACAGUUACUGUUAUCUUAUGUGAUACAUAUUAUAUGGAAAACCGAACUAAGUGCAAUAAGCCCGUUUGUACAAAACGUUUUCUUAUAUAUUUUAAAUAGUUCUCAAUAUCAUCAGAAUGUACUUCAUAGAACCAUUCUUUACGCUCAUACAAAAUGUGCGAUAGGGAGAUAUUACAUUUUUGUGCAUCAGUAUAACAUGUUUAAUAAAAUUAAGUUAAUUUUGUUUGGUCAACCUAG
This is a messenger RNA of Dendroctonus ponderosae (mountain pine beetle), 3763 nucleotides long. It is a transcript of the gene SWIP, whose product is annotated as WASH complex subunit 4. NCBI's taxonomy places the organism in Eukaryota, Metazoa, Arthropoda, Insecta, Coleoptera, Curculionidae. Gene Ontology annotation, cellular component: endosome; WASH complex. The coding region runs from base 193 to 3462 and encodes 1089 amino acids. Gene Ontology annotation, biological process: endosome organization; endosomal transport. The transcript is spliced from 16 exons. The record is from RefSeq and is a predicted model, not a curated record.